UAUUAAACAUGCGUGUGACCAGCUCGGUCCAUUCAUCCCCCACACAUCUUGCGACUCAUUUUGGCCCUUGUGGGGGGGUGGGAGAGAGAAUGAAUCCGCCGUGUGGGAGAUGCUCCAAACCGGUUUACCCCACAGAGAAAAUCAACUGCCUCGAUAAGUACUGGCACAAAGGUUGUUUCAGCUGUGAGGUGUGCAAGAUGGCGCUGAGCAUGAACAACUACAAAGGCUUCGACAAGCGGCCUUACUGCAGCAUGCACUACCCCAAAACAUCCUUCACCAUUGUGGCCGACACCCCCGAGAACCUGCGCCUCAAGCAGCAGAGCAUGCUCAACAGCCAGGCCCUCUACAAGGAGGAGUUUGAGAAGAACAAGGGCAAAGGUUUCAGCGUGGUGGUGGACACGCCGGAGAUGCAGAGGCUGAAGAAGACGCAAGAGCAAAUCAGUGAUAUCAAGUACCACGAAGACUUCGAGCGCAGCAAAGUACGAAAUGACGCGCCGCCUCCAGAAAAUAGGCAAGAGGAACCGACGAAUCAGGGGAGGAACAGCAUUGACGCACAGAUGCGCUCUAGUCUUGUGGCGCCGUCUGGCGGAGAGAAGCGCUACCAGGCCUUGUACAGCUACACGGCAGCGGAGGCGGACGAGGUCUCCCUGCAGGAGGGCGACCUCAUCGGGGACGUGGAGUUCAUCGAUGCAGGAUGGCUGUUUGGGAGCAACCAGCGCACUGGCCAGCGGGGAAUGUUGCCCGCCAACUAUGUGCGGCCUGUGUGAUGACAAAGAUUUUACAGCUUUGUUUUUACCCGGAACAGGACGUUUGAGCGUCACCGUCACAGCGCUUCUCCCAAAUUUCUAUGACGAGAAAAAACAGCAUCAAAAUUUGCUUUGACAUAUCAAAAAUGUGACUAUCAAAUUCCAAGAACGACAGAGACUAAUGUAUAACAAAAUUAAUAACUUUAUUCCAAAAUACUCCUCAAAAAUGUAGAUAAAAAUUCUAUGAAUAACUUUUACAUUAAAACAAGACCUUUACUUACAAA
Molecule: messenger RNA, 1030 nt
Organism: Syngnathus acus (greater pipefish)
Lineage: Eukaryota; Metazoa; Chordata; Actinopteri; Syngnathiformes; Syngnathidae
Product: LIM and SH3 domain protein 1-like
Exons: 7
Coding region: 9-767 (252 amino acids)
Cellular component (GO): focal adhesion
Molecular function (GO): actin filament binding
Source: RefSeq, a predicted model, not a curated record